This is a messenger RNA of Alternaria conjuncta, 669 nucleotides long. RefSeq lists its product as uncharacterized. Lineage: Eukaryota; Fungi; Ascomycota; Dothideomycetes; Pleosporales; Pleosporaceae. The record is from RefSeq and is a predicted model, not a curated record. The transcript is spliced from 3 exons. Bases 1 to 669 code for a protein of 222 amino acids.
AUGCUCGCUGGUAACCCAAUUCUUCGCAAUACCACUGGCGAGUCCCGCGGUAUCUGCCAUCGCUGCAUUUACAAGGACUCACAGCCCUUUGGUGGCGCUCCGUGUACAGGAGAAGAUACAACAUUCCUCCCCAACCGCAUGUGCGAAGGUGGCAUUCGUACCCAAGUCACCUUCCCUACAUGCUGGGACGGCGUCAACCUCGACUCGCCAGAUCACCAGAGCCACGUCGCAUAUGCAGAGAUCCCGUAUGAGCCAUACUUCCCGCCCAUGGCUACAUUUCCGUAUACACCCGAGCAGCAGAGGGGCAAGUGUCCAGAGGGCUAUCCCGUGCAGCUUCCGCAAAUCAUGUAUGAGGUCAUGUUCGACACGACCCCAUUCAAUACUCCUGAGCUGUGGGGCGAGGAGGGGACGCAGCCAUUUGUGUUCAGUAUGGGCGAUGCGACCGGCCAUGGUAACCAUGGUGAUUAUAUGUUCGGUUGGAAGGGCGAUGCGCUGCAACGAGCGCUGGACGCACGGUGCAGUAACGAUCAAUGUAGCGAGUUGGCUAGGCAGAGCGACGAAGACGCGAUGAAGUGCAGUAUUCCGCAGACGGUGGUUGAGGAUGUCGACGGAUCUGAGACAUGGCUGAAGAGCUUACCGGGUGGAGUGCAGAUCAACGAUGGCAUGUAG